AUGGUUACCAUGGGCCCACCACAGGGUGUUCGUCCUGGCGACAUUCUGGAAGUUCUUCAUGAAUUUGGCGGACGCGGAGAAGAUGAACUGAUCAUGUUACCCCGCGACAAGAUUGAAUUGGUAGAGUUGGAUGAAGGAUUUGGAGAUGCCUGGUACUUGGGCAAAAACCUGAGGACGGGACAAACUGGUCUCUUCCCUGCGAGUAUGCGCCUGCCCCCAAGAAUCUCCUCGCCCAACCCCCCGACUAUUAUCCCAACUAAUCUUUCUGCGCGACCAGACUUUACCAAAGUUGGGCCUCCAAGAAAGACCCUUGCCGAGUCGCCAGUACUUGUAGAGUCGCCGACACAAUUAGGAACCUCCGCGCCCGAUACAUCGUUCGCAUCAUUCGGCAGUGGACAGAGUACCCCUCAAGCGCGCCACCUGAGCUCUGAUAUGCAGUCACCGCAAAUCGGUUCUCCUUCUCCCACACAACAUCGAUCUGCCUCGUCUCCUUUGCCUCGCCCAAGCUUAGCGGCCGAUAUUCAGCAAGCCUUUCGUGGUUCCAUGGACAAUCAUAUGAACGGCGAAGAAAGUCCGGUCAUGAAUGAGACUUUGAGCGUCAUUGACGAGCAUAUCACGGAUAUGAACACCCCACGUCACAGCAUGUCCACCCAAGAACCCAGAACGAUCAACGAUUCAGGCAGCGAGUACAGCAGUCAUAUUGGCCAUAGAGCUUCUUAUAUCAAUGGGAAUGAAACCGACGACGAGGAGCAGAAUCAUCCAACCGAGCAAGAGGUGCGGAAAUGGAAUGAAGCACAGACUUCAAGGUGCUUGCGCGGGCUUGGUAUCGACCCUAAACACUGCGACAUCUUUGAAGAACAGGAGAUUACCGGUGAUGUGCUUCUUGAUAUGGACCAGGAUUUCAUCUUUAUGAAGGAAUUCGACUUUGGAGUCAUGGGCAAGCGACUCAAAACCUGGCAUAAGAUCAAGGCAUUCCAAGAAAUCACCAAGGGCUCCGGUCAGCAGCAAACCCCAGGAGACUCCAUAUCCUCCAGCUUCUCGGGGCCUUCCGACGAACGUACAUUAUCUCGCGCUGGACACACCGGUCCACUUCUUCCUCGGAUUCCGACCUUGUCAGAGAAGACCGGUUAUCCACGAGCCUCCGCACCGGCGCAGCACCCUCGAUUGGCCAGCAACAACAGCUCGCCCAUAACACCGCAUACUCCUCCGUACAGCCAUGAUUCACCGAGAAGAAUUUCGGCAGCGUCGAUCCGUGACCUUAACCAGGCACGUCGUCAUUCUUCCAUUGAUGCCACUCAACGCGGCAUGUCUGAUUCGGUUUUCGUUGGUCACCAUCAAAAAAAGCCAUCAUUCGACCGGUCCUGGACUCUCAAUUCUGGCCCUCAAUCCAUGUCCGCUCGCCCAGGAACCUCGACGGGCACUAGUCCUGGUGGCUUCCGGGGCGGCCCGCUAACCGCUGACUCAGAUCCUUUCGCCAACUCCUAUAUCAGUACCCCGGAUCCAAUUGAUGAUCUAGAUCGGGGUUAUUUCUCGGGAACCGAGGUUGACUCACGCCGAAGCCGCCGGGUUCUACAGAAACGGGUGUCCGCCGGAGUCGGUGUAAACAAUCACUCGCGAAAGUCAAGCUAUGCAGAAGAUCCAUACAAAGUGAUAUCCCCAGCGAAGCGCCACUCUCGCAUUAGCAGCGCCGACUCGAUCCGUGACGCGUCAAAGCGUGUCUCCCCCGCGGCCCAGGCCUAUCAUGGCACGCCGCCGAAGAGUCGGCUGCGGAGUUUGAGCACACGCGUCUCAACGGAUAGAAGUCAGUCAUCAACCACUGAGAGCAAAACCAGUAACGGUGGUGGGUUCUUCGCCAACUUUCCCCUGGUCGGCAGCAAAGGUGAACCGGAAAGCUCUUCUUUUCGCGCCUCGCCGUUGCAAUUCCAGCCACUGAAGAAUGCUGGGCCCAAGUUCCGCCGAGCCAUGGGCCUUCGUGCCACAUCCGACGUUGCUGGAAAGAAGCUUGACACUUCUGCCCUGCCUGACUCGCCUCGGGAAUCUGAUCCCACCUCUGCUCGCACUGGAUCCACAACUCCAUCGGCGACAUCUAAGAGCUCAGAACGGCAUAGUACAGAUGGGUCUGGUAAGGCCGCCACUGACGGACAAGGAUUCGUAGUCCGUCCUCGGACCGUCAAGUCCAAGAAGGAGACCAGUGCAUAUACUCGGGGUCUUGAGAAGAAGACACCGCGUGAGCAGAUGGAUGGCUGUGACUAUAGUGGAUGGAUGAAGAAGAGAUCAUCUAACUUGAUGACCACCUGGAAGCCCCGUCUGUUCGUCCUGCGCGGUCGUCGUCUCUCCUAUUACUAUUCUGAGGAUGACACCGAGGAAAGAGGCUUGAUCGACAUCACCGCUCACCGUGUCCUGCGAGCAGAUCAAGAUCCGAUCAUCGCUCUACACGCGACCAUUACCGGCUCAACCGCGUUACCAGCCAAUGCCAACAACACCGCGGAGAGUUCUGGCGGCACGAAGCUCACUACUCCCUCGAUGAUGCAAUCGCUGACCACCAAAGACGGCAGUGGGCCGUUCUUCUUCAAGCUCGUGCCCCCGAAGACAGGCAACUCCCGCACCGUGCAGUUCACAAAACCGGCCACCCACUACUUCCAGGUCGACAAUGUCCAGCAGGGUCGUCUGUGGAUGGCAGCGUUGAUGAAAGCGACCAUCGAGCGUGAUAUGGGACAGGCAGUGGAAUCCACCAACAAGCAAAAGACUAUCAGUCUGAAGCAAGCCCGGUUGAUGAACCAGCGGCCACCGGAACUGAUGCCCGCUUCGGGCAGCACCAAGACCGAGCAGACCAUCGACGAGGAAGAAGAAGAGUCAGGUCUCCAAAUCGAGGGCUUGAACCUCAGCCAGCCCUCUGAUGCCAACUCGUUCGAGGACACAAACGGCAGUCUGGACAAUGAAGACACAGAUAAAGGUCUCGAACGACCUUUGUCUAAUCCUUUCGGGGGCUUUGACGGCGGCCACUCGUCUUUGUUUCCGGAUCCUCUAGCCAAGACGGAUUCCAAGUGA
Molecule: messenger RNA, 3048 nt
Organism: Penicillium coprophilum
Lineage: Eukaryota; Fungi; Ascomycota; Eurotiomycetes; Eurotiales; Aspergillaceae
Product: putative polarized growth protein (Boi2)
Exons: 2
Coding region: 1-3048 (1015 amino acids)
Biological process (GO): actin cytoskeleton organization
Cellular component (GO): plasma membrane
Molecular function (GO): protein binding
Source: RefSeq, a predicted model, not a curated record